AUAUUGGAGCCAGGAAACUAAAAUCAACAAAUAAUUGCUACCAAUGAAGCUUUCAGUUGCUUUCUUCCUCCUCCUUUCUCUUCUCCUGUUUGCAGAGGGAGGGUAUGGAAGGAAGGAUCAAGGGGAGUAUUGGAAGAAAAUAAUGAAAGAGGAAGAAAUUCCAGAGGUUCUAAAGGAGCUGUUAUAUGAUGAUUCAGUGGGCGGCCAAAACGAGCGUUUUAUGAGCAAUUUUGACCCUCAUCCCAACGCUAUAAUAUACCACUCCCACUCCCAUGGCGCCGCCGCCGGCCAUGAGCAUUCUGAUGAGAAGAUCAAAGCCGCCGCCGGCGACUCUGCAGCGCCGUGAAUAUCAUCAACCGCCGCCGCCGCCACCACCACCGCAAGAUUAAGCCUUAAGAUACAUAUUUAUAUAGUUAAUUAAUUAAGCACUCUCUCUCCAAGGUUUUUCAUGUUUAAUUAUUGUAUAAAUUAAUUAAUACGUCUCUUAGUGUGUUCUAAUUUGUCUCUAUGUUUUUAUUGGGGUUGGAGAUUUUCAUGAACUGAUAUGGGUUUUUCCCGAAAGGAAUAUUUGAUAUGGGUUUCUUUUUCUCUCAA
Molecule: messenger RNA, 594 nt
Organism: Momordica charantia (bitter melon)
Lineage: Eukaryota; Viridiplantae; Streptophyta; Magnoliopsida; Cucurbitales; Cucurbitaceae
Product: organ-specific protein P4
Source: RefSeq, a predicted model, not a curated record